AUGAAAGUUGCAUUCGUCACGGGCUCGAACAAGGGAAUCGGAUUUGGCAUAGUGGAAAAGUUGGCCAGAUUUUACAAUCCUACUGGUGAAUGGGAUGUUUUUCUGACUGCGAGAAAUGAUGAGUUGGGUAAAAAGUCGUGUGAGGAACUGAAGUCUAAAGGCCUUGAUGUCAAAUUCCAUCAGUUGGAUAUCACCGAUACAGAAAGCCGGAAGCGGUUUCUGGAAUACAUGAAAACCACUUACCCAAAUGGCAUCAACGUAGCUGUCAACAAUGCAGCUAUUGCCUACCAUCACGAUUCCACUGUACCGUUUGGUGAACAAGCACGCGUUACUGUUCAUACCAACUUCACAUGCACGUUGGAUUUCACCCUUGAAUUCCUCCCUUUGUUGGCGAGAGAUGCGAGAGUUGUUCAUGUGUCUAGCGGAGUCUCCCUCAUGAUGUUUCCGAAAAUGAGCAAUGAAUUGUACACCAGGAUCACUUCGCUACUGACUUUGGAGGAACUUCGAACUAUCAUGAAAGAAUUUGUAAAGUAA
Molecule: messenger RNA, 534 nt
Organism: Opisthorchis viverrini
Lineage: Eukaryota; Metazoa; Platyhelminthes; Trematoda; Opisthorchiida; Opisthorchiidae
Exons: 5
Coding region: 1-534 (177 amino acids)
Molecular function (GO): oxidoreductase activity
Source: RefSeq, a predicted model, not a curated record